GCCUCAGGUGAAAUUACCGUUCGCCGCCUCGCUGCUCCCCGAAUCCUCCUCCUCCCUCCUCCGCCGAAACGGCGCCGCUCGCCUGAAGCGAACGCGCGGCGCGCGCGCGCGCGUGGCGGCGUGCGGAGCGCACAACUCGUGCUUGGCGGGCGGCGAGAAACCCUAGGGGCGAUAGGAAGGAUGGUACUGGCUGUGGCGGCGGCGGCGGCGGCGGCGCCAUGAUGAGGGGCUUAGGGCCGGCUGCGGCGGCGGCGCUCGGAGGCCGCUCGGCGGCGAGGUGGUGCACGUACCGGCGCGUCACAGUCGCCGUAUGCCUGGGGAACCUCGUCGCCGUGCUGCUCGUGGUCCGCUCGCUCUACUCCGCCCCCGGCUACUUCGCCUCCGCGCCCAGACGCGUGGCGGUGAAGUAUUCGGAGGAGCAGAUUAGGCUGGUCGAGGAGUCCAUCCGGAUUCGCCGCGCAGCCGUGUCCGUCGAGCUCGUGGAAGCUGUGAAAAAGCUGGAGAAGGUGUUCGCUAGGGAGGAGAAGAGACGGAAGGAGUUGCCGCUCGAGCUGAAGCAGAAGGUUUCCUAUGAGAUUUUAGAGAGGAUGCGUGAUUUGGGGGAGAACAGCAACACGACCGAACAACGAGAAGCUUUAGAGUCCUGGCGUUUAGAGAAGCUGAAAGACAUCAGAAGUGCAUCUGCUCAGAAUUUGUCGAUGUCAGACCUCUCUAAUGAGGAAUCAAGGAUGUUAAAACGAGCAUUGGAGUUAAAUUGGCGAAUGCUAAUGGACGACAUUGGCCUUUGGAUACCUGUUAGUGUAUGGCAUACUGAACAUGAUGACAAGCCUGAGAAUGAACCAGAAGAAGAAGAGAUAAUAGCAGGUCCACCUUUACCCCCAGAAUGCAAUGCUCAAGUACAUACCGAUUACGGUGGUGCUGCUGUUCGAUGGGGCUUAACACAUCAUAAAGAAAGUGCAGCUGAUUGCUGUCAAGCUUGUCUUGAUCAGGCUAAAAGGGCCAGACCAGGGGCAUUAAAGUGCAAUAUAUGGGUUUACUGUCCAUCAGAGUAUGGAUGCUACUCGCCAGAUAAAUAUGAACACAAACAUCAAGAGUGCUGGUUGAAACAGGCUGAUCACCCUAAAUUGAACUUCAAAGACAGGUAUUCUGAGUCGUACAGGGAUGCUCAUCCAUCUGCUCCCGUUGUUGUGCCAUGGAUGUCAGGUGUCAUCACUGUAUGAGCUGCCUACAGGCUAUCUAGUAUCUACUGCCUGCAGGAGACAGGAACUCCGUUCGGAUGUGCAACGCCACAUCAAAUUUGGUACAGUUCCACGAACUCAUAUACCAAUUUUCAAAAUUCUUCUUGGCUUUUGUAGUCUUUAGAUUAGUCUAGACGGUUAGCUAGAGUUCAUGUGAGAUAGCUGGUGUAUUUUUUGGAUGGACGGUUGGUGGCGAACUCUUUUUCGAAGAAGAAAAAGUAGAAAAAGUAGAAAAAGAGUACAAAUGAUUCAAGUUGAAAUCAUUGUGUUUGCCUGCCCGGUACUUAUGUUACAGCUGUGUUGAUGCGCUGGGUGAUGGUGGUGACAAAUUUUGGCACUCCACUACUCCAAUAGUCCAAUUUGAUUUGAAUAGUGUUUUAAA
Messenger RNA from Oryza sativa Japonica Group (Japanese rice), 1620 nucleotides. RefSeq lists its product as uncharacterized. Lineage: Eukaryota; Viridiplantae; Streptophyta; Magnoliopsida; Poales; Poaceae. The record is from RefSeq and is a predicted model, not a curated record.